Molecule: messenger RNA, 2100 nt
Organism: Phytomonas sp. EM1
Lineage: Eukaryota; Euglenozoa; Kinetoplastea; Trypanosomatida; Trypanosomatidae
Source: the annotation of a GenBank genome assembly
AUGUGUGAUCCUAAAGAAAAGUCCGUAAAGUUUUUAUUUGUUGAACCCUUAAAACAUCUUGAUAAGAAUGCGUCUCCUGUCACUUCUUCAGGCGUAGAAUUGCAGUCUCCAGAAGCUGAGCGGAAACCCUCAAAGAAGAUGGAUUCGAUAAAAAGUAUACCAUUAGGAAAAGAUUCUACAUCUGAAUCCGAAAGUAAUCAACAGGAUGAUAACAAUAUGCCAAGUGCGACUGCGCAAAGCCAAAUCAGGGAAACGCCGCCACGCCCAAAGUAUACGGUUUGCUAUGAAUGCGGGAAAGAAAUACCCAUUGAUGAGUGGCCAGAUCACCGCGAUCGUUUAAACAAGGUAAUGUUGGUUGAACAAGUGAGCACUUUCCACAAGACAAUUAUUCGCAUGAUUGGUGGGUUCAUCAUGUGGGUCCUGAAGAACGUGUAUUUUCGUGAAGUCACCAUCGUGGGUGAGGAGAACAUACCUCCUGCCGGUGCUGUUGUGUUUUAUGGAAAUCAUCAAAAUCAAUUCAUAGAUGCACUCAUGAUAAACUCUAACUGUGGGAGAGACCCUCGCUUUAUCAUGGCAAAGAAGUCGUAUGAUAGAGGAUUGAUUGGCUUUUUUGGUCGCAUGUUUAACGCUGUGCCAAUGAUUCGUCCCCAGGAUGUUCCAUUGAUACCCGGCGAGGGAAGGCUCGUGCACAUGGAUGGAGUAGUGGUGAUCGGCGAGGAUACACAUUUUACGACGACCCUUGAUAAAGGUGAUGUCAUCAUAUGGACAGCAGCACCGGAUGUCAGAUGCACCGCACAAAUCAUACGCAUCCAUUCUGACACAGAAAUUGAGGUAACAGUUCCUAUUCAGACAGACCACAUCAUUUCCGAACCUACUAAUUACCAAGUCUCGAGGCGUAUUGAUCACUCAAAGAUGUAUGCUGAGGUCUACAAUACUCUGCAAAAGAACCAUUGCAUUACCAUAUUUCCUGAGGGCGGUUCCCACGAUCAUACAUCACUUCUUCCACUCAAAGCUGGGGUGGCACUUUUUUCGUUAGGUGCUGCCGAGCGUAAUAUUAGUGUAAAGGUUGUGCCCUGCGGUUUGACCUAUUUUUAUGGACACAAAUUUCGUAGUCGAGCAUACCUGGAGUUUGGCAAGCCAAUUACUCCACCUGAAGAGCUCGUGAAUAUGUUUAGCACUGAUAAACGUAAAGCCACCGGUAUAUUUUUGAAUCAACUGGAUGAUGCCCUUCGUGCUGUCACAAUUAAUGUCCCCGAUUGGGCCACACUUAAAUUCUUGCAUUCGUUUCGUCAGCUUUAUCAGCCUGUUAACUGCAUGCUCUCUGCACAAGACUACCUGUUGCUUAUGCGCCGGCUCAGUUCUUUGAUUGAUCAAGAAAGGGAUACCCCCGAAUUAAUUGAAUUUCGUUCCAAAGUUACAAACUAUAAUGAGCUCUGUGGCGCUCUUUUAGUACGAGACAGCCAGACGGCAACCCUUAAGCAUCUCGUUGAACCCGGCAAAGAGGGCGCUAAAAUUCGUUUGCUCCUUCGAAGAGCAUUUGCACUUUUUUUAAUGGGCGUUAUACUCAUUCCUUUUUUCAUUAUUGGUCUACCCAUUGGAUGCAUUAUUAAGUACUAUUCCAACAAACGUGCCAAAGUGGCUCUUUCUGAAAGUAAAGUCAAGCUGGUCGGCGCGGACGUUAAAGGUUCCCUGAAACUCACAGCGGGUUUUUUUUUAGUUCCCUUGGCUGUUCUAUUCAUUACAUUCUUAACCUUUUUCUUUACCGACUUACGUACAGCUCUUGUAAUCCUCUUUUCACUUCCUAUGGCACUGUAUGUUUCUUUGAUUAUUCUUCAAGAGGCUAUCAUGGAGCUGCGUGCCGCUCUUCCCCUUUUCAUGUCACUUAUUGCAAAGCAUAAGCAAUUUAAAAACCUCUACAAGAAACGUCAAGAGUUGGUUGCUGAAGCGAAAUGCAUUGUGCGCAAAUAUAAUCCCGAUUUAGACAAAGAGAUGGAAGUUUAUACAACUCAAGUUGCCGGGAGUGAUGGCGAUUUAGAGCGUGAACCAUCCCUCUUUUCUUUAAGAUACAACGUGCGGCGUCGGCAAGCUACCAACGCAUAG